Messenger RNA from Drosophila obscura, 661 nucleotides. It is a transcript of the gene Vm26Ab, whose product is annotated as vitelline membrane protein Vm26Ab. The transcript has a single exon. The record is from RefSeq and is a predicted model, not a curated record. The coding region runs from base 64 to 597 and encodes 177 amino acids. Lineage: Eukaryota; Metazoa; Arthropoda; Insecta; Diptera; Drosophilidae.
UUGGCCAACAGUCAACCUUCUUCGUUCACAAAGUAAAGACAAGCACAAAGACACUCCCUAAAGAUGGCUUUCAACAUGGGUAACCUCCUCCUCAUUGUCGCCGCCGCUGCUUUGGCCGCCGGUGAAACCAUCCAGCUGCAGCCGACGCAGGGCAUCCUCAUCCCGGCACCACUGGCCGAGAAUAUCCGUGUGUCGAGAGCCGCCUAUGGCGGUGGCUAUGGCGCCCCAGCUGCUGCUCCAUCCUACUCCGCACCUGCUGCUCCUUCAUACUCCGCACCUGCCGCUCCAUCAUACUCCGCACCCGCUGCUCCAUCAUACUCCGCACCUGCCGCUCCAUCGUACUCCGCACCCGCUGCUCCAUCAUAUUCCGCACCUGCCGCUCCUGCCUACUCCGCACCUGCUGCACCCGCUGCCCCGUCGUAUGCUGCCCCCGCAGGCAUCCCAGCCCCACCCUGCCCCAAGAACUACCUGUUCAGCUGCCAGCCCUCUCUGCAGCCCGUCCCCUGCUCGGCCCCAGCACCAUCUUAUGGCUCCUCGGGCGCCUACUCGCAGUAUGUGCCACAGUACGCAGUGCCCUACGUCAGGGAAUUCUUGUAAGGACUCACCCACAAAAAAGAACAUACUGAAUCCAUCUCUGAAUAAAAUGAAACGUUUAUAAGAA